CUUCUUCACAAACCACAACAACACACUCUCACCCAAUACUAUCAUUCUUCUUCUUCAGAUUCAAAAAAAAAAAUCUCAUAACUACAAUGGAUUGGUUCUCAUGGCUCUCGAGGACGAGUCUCGAAGCUUCUCUUAUCUACGAGUACGGUCUCUCUUUCUCAAACAACGAGCUCGAGUACGAGGACAUCGCUUACUUCAACCACGAGUUUCUCCAGAGCAUGGGGAUCUCAAUCGCUAAACACCGCCUCGAGAUCUUGAAGCUAGCUCGCCGUGAUCGAAAACAUUCUCCGCUCACUGCUCGUUCCAUCUUCAGAGUCUUGACUGCGAUCAAGAAGACCGGGAAAUGCUUCUCCCAGUACGUCCGGGCCUGGAUCCGACGAGAGGAGUCGUCUCGGGCACUCGUGGUUGUGUCCAGCAGCAACGGGAACGGGAGAUAUUGGAAAGGAGCGUUGCUGAAGAGGAAGAAGAGAUCGGCGAUAAGCAAAUGGAACAAUAGAGAUAGUGAUCCAGAAAAAAAGAAGCAAAAAAGCAUUAUAUGCUCCAUUUCCCCACAGCGUGAUUAA
Molecule: messenger RNA, 563 nt
Organism: Camelina sativa (false flax)
Lineage: Eukaryota; Viridiplantae; Streptophyta; Magnoliopsida; Brassicales; Brassicaceae
Source: RefSeq, a predicted model, not a curated record